Molecule: messenger RNA, 765 nt
Organism: Lathyrus oleraceus (garden pea)
Lineage: Eukaryota; Viridiplantae; Streptophyta; Magnoliopsida; Fabales; Fabaceae
Exons: 3
Coding region: 1-765 (254 amino acids)
Source: RefSeq, a predicted model, not a curated record
AUGGGAGAAGACAAAAAGAUUACAGGUUAUGUGUCGAAGAUGCAUAAACGUGUCCAUCUCAUGAAGGGUUGUGGUGAAAACCUAACUGAUAAGAUGAUAGUUGAGAAGAUAAUAUAUCUGGUUGGUUCGUUGGAGGCGCAUGAGAUUAGGACUGUCGAAAAGAAAGAAGUUCAAGACUCGAUACAAGCACUACAGGCUCAAUCAUGGAAGAAGAAUAGUGGUUCCAACAAGUUCAAAGGCAAACUCUACAAGACUCAGGGCAAGAAGUCUUGGUCGAAUCCUCACAAGAAUAAGGUCGAUGAUAGAGCUUCUGAAUCCUCAAAAAAGGAGAAGGAAAUUCCUAUGAUAAAUAAAAAAGAGAAGAAAAAAAGGAAAGACAAGGGAUCGACAAAAGGCAAAGACAAAAGAGUGAACCUUGCACGUCAAGAUUCAGAUGAUUCUGAUGAUAUGGUGGUUACGGCUGCAGUUGCAGAUGACCAUGUCGAAUUCAAGAUCUGGUUCCUCGACUCAGGUUGCUCGAAUCACAUGACUGGUCGAAAAUUAUGGUUAGUAGAUUUCAACGAGUUGAAGAAGAGUAAGGUUAAACUUGUUGAUAAUAGCUCGUUGCAAGUUGAAGGUACUGGCAAAAUAGUUAUUCAAAGGAGUAAUAGAGUGAAAGCAUUGAUCAAAGAUGUACUUUAUGUCCCUGGAAUAAAGUGCAAUUUGCUAAGUGUUGGACAACUGGUCGAAAAUGGGUUCUCAGUGGUUAUAAAGAUGGAGCCUUAA